CCAGCCUAGGGCAGGCGGGCCUGCUGCUGGGAGUUUUCCCAGCUUCGCUGCAGCAGCAGCUCCUGGUAGCUUCUCCAACUGACUCUGAGAGUGCAUCUUCUCCAGCCCCUGCUGCCGAGCCUAUAGCCCCGACCUUUCCCGGAGCUGGUCUGCGCCUCGUGUCUCUAGGGAAGACACACGUCAGACAGAAGAAGCUUUAGGCCUCAUACAGGACACCUCCGCCAUGGCUACCAUUUUUGGAGAUGCUCCCUGGGAAGUGUAGACCGACUCCUUCGAACACAUUUUCCUUUCUCUGUCUUGGUAAACAGGACUUCUGAGGAGUGAAUGGAGGGCCCUUUGAUUUAAAAAAAAAACUUUAUUUUGGAAAUGCUUAGGAACAGAAGGUGGCCAGGAGCAGCUUCAGUUACAAGAUUGUCUGCUUGAGGAAAGGCUAUGAGCACUUUUACUUCUCAUGACUGGGAAGUCGGCCUUGCCUUUUCUGUACUCCUGGAGGGACAUCUUACACACAUGUUUACCAGCAUCCGGGACAAGGAAAAGAAAAGAAAUGAGCCGGCAAACUGCAACAGCACUACCUACUGGAACUUCCAAGUGUACACCAUCCCAGAGGGUGCCUGCUCUGACUGGCACAACUGCAUCCAACAAUGACUUGGCGAGUCUUUUUGAGUGUCCAGUCUGCUUUGACUAUGUGUUACCACCAAUUCUUCAGUGUCAGAGUGGCCAUCUUGUUUGUAGCAACUGUCGCCCAAAGCUCACAUGUUGUCCAACUUGCCGGGGCCCAUUGGGAUCCAUUCGCAACUUGGCUAUGGAGAAAGUGGCCAAUUCAGUACUUUUCCCUUGUAAAUAUGCCUCUUCUGGAUGUGAAAUAACUUUGCCGCACACAGAAAAAGCAGACCAUGAAGAGCUCUGUGAGUUUAGGCCUUAUUCCUGCCCGUGCCCUGGUGCUUCCUGUAAAUGGCAAGGCUCUUUGGAUGCUGUAAUGCCCCAUCUGAUGCAUCAGCAUAAGUCCAUUACAACCCUACAGGGAGAGGAUAUCGUUUUCCUUGCUACAGACAUUAAUCUUCCUGGUGCUGUUGACUGGGUGAUGAUGCAGUCCUGUUUUGGUUUUCACUUUAUGUUAGUUUUAGAGAAACAGGAAAAAUAUGAUGGUCAUCAGCAGUUCUUUGCAAUUGUACAGCUGAUAGGAACACGCAAGCAAGCUGAAAAUUUUGCUUAUCGACUUGAGUUAAAUGGUCAUAGGCGGCGAUUGACUUGGGAAGCGACUCCUCGAUCUAUUCAUGAGGGAAUUGCAACAGCCAUUAUGAAUAGUGACUGCCUAGUCUUUGACACCAGCAUUGCACAGCUUUUUGCAGAAAAUGGCAACUUAGGCAUCAAUGUAACUAUUUCCAUGUGUUGAAAUGGCAAUCAAACAUUUUCUGGCCAGUGUUUAAAACCUUUGCAUUCAGUUUCACAGAGAAUAAGGCACUCAUCUGCCUGCCAGCCUGAAACUUUUGGUAGGAAGAAGCUAGACAGAUGAAGGUAAAUAAAAGGAAAGGCUGUUAAAUACAGGAAACAGUUGCAUGUAGUAACACUAAUAUAUUUAAGAAGUAAGUCAACAGUAAACCACUGAAAUAUAAAUAAAUAAAUAUGUGUGUGUGUGUGUGUGUGUGUAUAUAUAUAUACACACACACACACAUACAUAUACACACCCAAGAUACGGGCAUCUUUUGUAUUAAGAAAGGAAGCAUUGUAAAAUAAUUCUGAAUUUGUGUUUGUUGUAGAUUGAGUGUACUGUUGAAAAUAUUGGGGUAUUGCGUGUGUGUGUGUGUGUGUGUGUGUGAGAGAGAGAGAGAGAGAGAGAGAGAGCAUGUGUGAGUGUGGAUGUUUGAUUCCCUCUUCCCCCCUUAACUUACAAGCCAUGUUGAGUGGUCUUGGACCAUUGCUUUCUCAUCCCUUUGUGAGUCAAUACAUAGUGCUGCUGUGUGUGUAUAUAUAUAUAUAUAUUUUUGUGUGUAUUUGCUAAUUUUUAUUCUAGUUUUUCAUUAAAUAAAUUUGACUUUUCUUUUCUCUUAAUUUCAGGUUUUUCCUCACUUUUUUUUGUACCUUUUUAAAGUUAGUGUCUUUUUGAUAUGCAUAAUUGUUUGUGGUAAAGUUUAUACAUGUGUUCAGUACAUUACACCCCCCCCCCCAUUUAAUCAGCUCAUUAGAAAUAUUUUAAAUUCAGCUAUUUUGUGACUAUAGGAGUUCCAGAAAGGAAAGGGAAGAAUUUACAGAUGCUAUUUGAAGCAGGUAUGGGAUAGUCUUUCUUCUCCAGUUGAGUUUUUCAGACUUAUUAUUUUAAAGGCUAAGGGGGAUACUGAUUUUUUUUUAAAAAACACUGAAAGAAAAAAAUCAAGUUUCCCUCACCCCAAACAUAUUGGACAAAUCAACAUUUGAAAUUUGUUCUUGUAUUAGUUUUGCAAAAGAAGGCAUCAUCUUACACAGUAUUUGUAAUUAAAAGCAAAUCAUUUGUUUAUAAAAAGGGCAGUUUGCAAAAAAAAUGUUUUUGGUCUUUUAUAAUUCUCAUUAAAAGAUUAUCUGGCAAGUUAAAAAA
Erinaceus europaeus (western European hedgehog) is the source of this 2569-nucleotide messenger RNA. It is a transcript of the gene SIAH1, whose product is annotated as siah E3 ubiquitin protein ligase 1. Gene Ontology annotation, biological process: multicellular organism development; proteasome-mediated ubiquitin-dependent protein catabolic process. The transcript has 2 exons. Gene Ontology annotation, molecular function: ubiquitin conjugating enzyme binding; ubiquitin protein ligase activity; zinc ion binding. Gene Ontology annotation, cellular component: cytoplasm. The record is from RefSeq and is a predicted model, not a curated record. The coding region runs from base 452 to 1393 and encodes 313 amino acids. Lineage: Eukaryota; Metazoa; Chordata; Mammalia; Eulipotyphla; Erinaceidae.